Chenopodium quinoa (quinoa) is the source of this 1927-nucleotide messenger RNA. RefSeq names its product anthocyanidin 3-O-glucosyltransferase 7-like. NCBI's taxonomy places the organism in Eukaryota, Viridiplantae, Streptophyta, Magnoliopsida, Caryophyllales, Amaranthaceae. The transcript has 3 exons. Gene Ontology annotation, molecular function: UDP-glycosyltransferase activity. Bases 162 to 1571 code for a protein of 469 amino acids. The record is from RefSeq and is a predicted model, not a curated record.
UCUGAAUUGUUGGAUAAUUACCUAUUUAUUGUUCCAAGAAACAUCUUCACAUAUAUCACAACCCAAAUUACUCAAUUCAUAUAACUAUUUGAUUAAUUAUAUCAUUUAUUAUGAUUAAUUAACAAACCCGUUUGAUAAUAAUCCUUUAAAAUCAUACCAUAAUGUCAAAUUUAAGUCCAAAUUACAACCCCAAAUCUUCUAAUGAUCAACUUCAUGUAGCUGUAUUUGCCUUCCCAUUUGCAACACAUGCUACACCACUUUUUAACAUAACCAAAAGAUUAGCCUCAUUUGCACCUACUAUAAUCUUCUCAUUUUUUAGUACUAAUGAGUCUAAUAACAAGACUUUUUUGGGGUGUAAAGAUGAAAUUUUGUUGCCUAACAUUAAGGCUUAUGAUGUUUGGGAUGGGAUGCCAAAAGGGUAUGUUUUCAAUGGUAACCCACAAGAACCAAUUGAGUUAUUCAUGGUUUCGGCCCCCGGGAGUUUAAGGAAGGCGGUGGCCGAGGCAGAGGAGGAGAAGGGGAGGAAGGUUAGUUGUAUGAUUGGGGAUUCUUUCUUGUGGUUUGUGGUGGAGAUGGCUGAAGAGAAAGGUGUGCCUUGGGUGCCUGUGUACAUGUCUGAAGAACAUUCACUUGCUGUUCAUUUUUACACUGAUCUUAUUAGGGAAAAGAUUGGCAUUCAAGGCAUUGCUGAACAAAGAAAAGAUGAGCUGUUAGAAUUUGUACCAGGAAUGUCAAAGUUUAGAGUAAGAGAUUUGCCUGAUGGUAUUGUCAUGGGAAAUUUCGGAUCCUUCUUCUCAAAGAUGCUUCACCAAAUGGCUCAAGUCUUACCGCGAGCAGCUGCAGUGUGUGUUAGUACAUGUGCAGAGCUCAACUCUGCUGUACUCGAUGAUUUGAAGUCGAAGCUGCCAAACUUGCUUUGCCUUGGACCUCUUAGUCUAAUGAUGCCACCACCGAAAACUCCUGAUACAAACAACUGCCUAGUUUGGCUUGAUAAACAGCAGGAGGGUCAUAAUAAGGCAGAGGUUGUGUAUGUUAGUUUUGGCUCUAUUGCAAGGCCUAGUCCAAGUGAGAUUGCAGCUUUAGCUCAAGGAUUGGAAGCAAGUGGAGUCAAGUUUAUAUGGUCUCUAAGGGACGAUUUAAAGGAGCAUCUACCCCAUGGAUUUCUAGAGAGCAGCAGGAAGAAUGGCAUGCUUGUGUCAUGGGCACCACAAACAGAUAUUUUGGCACAUGAUGCAGUAGGAGUGUUCAUAACCCAUUUCGGUCACAACUCCGUAAUGGAAAGCGUAGCCUCUGGAGUUCCACUCAUCGGAAGGCCAUUCCAUGGUGAACAGAUGUUGAAUGGACGAUUAGUAGAAGCUGUUUGGGAGAUAGGUUUGGAAGUUGAAGGCGGAGUUCUCACCAAGGAUGGAGUAGUCAAGAGCCUGGAGAAAAUUCUACAUGGUGAUGAAGGCAAAAAAAUGAGAGAAAAUGUCAGCGGUCUAAGAAGUCUUGUGGAAAAGGCCAUUAGCUCCAAGGGGAGCUGCAACGAAGAUUUCAAGAAGUUGUUAGAAGUAGUGAACAAGUCCUGCUAGUUAGCAGGAAUCAGAGACUAAUUGCAAGGUUCAGCAAAGAAAAUAACACCAAAAACUUGAUAAUUCCUGUUUUAUUUAGUGUUAUGUCUAUCUGUUAAGUCCUUUAUUAGUUGUUUCUGCUAUGCUGCAUAUUGAUAUAUUAGCAUAGGAUGAUUUCAUUAAUUUGUAAGUAAAUGAACCUACAAGUAAGAAAAGGUUUUACAAAUUAAUAUAACAUCACAUGUAGAACAUAUAAGGUGCUUUCUUAAUCAACUAUAAUGUAUAUCAUUAAUUAAUAAGCACCACCUGUCCACCCAUAAACCUUUGACUUGUACAAUUGUUAAGGAAUGAAAGAUGUAAAGAGAUUUGUAGAGGAA